AUGGCUCAGAAUAUGCGGGAUCUGUCUGUGCUGCAAGAGGAGGUGAAUAAGUUGGAUGAUCGCUACGUAUUGGAAAAAGUUAUUGGAGCCGGUUCUUAUGGAAUGGUUAUCCGUGCAAGAGAUACCUUAAAUAAUUCUGAAUUGGUGGCAAUCAAGCGUGUUAAUAAAGAAAUUUUUGAUGAAAUGAUUCUUGCUAAACGAAUUCUACGCGAGAUAAAAUUAUUGGCUCAUUUUAAUGAUGAGAAUAUUAUUGGUCUUCGAAAUAUUCUCACACCACUCGAAAAUGAAUCUUUUGAGUAUUUCUAUAUUGUUAUGGAAAUUAUGGAAACUGAUCUAAAACAGGUUUUACGAACAGGUCAGGUUCUAACAGAAGCGCAUAUACAAUUUUUUAUCUAUCAAAUAUUACAUGCUCUUAAAGUAAUUCAUUCUGCUGGUGUCAUUCACCGUGAUAUUACCCCUGCCAAUAUUCUAGUAAAUCAAAACUGCGAUUUAAAAAUAUGCGAUUUUGGUCUUGCCAAAGAGGAGAAUGAUCAAGGAGAGUAUAUGACUGAUUAUGUUACUAUGCGUUGGUAUCGUGCGCCAGAGUUGGUGAUGGAAGAUCGUAAUUACUCUGCGCAAAUUGAUGUUUGGGGUGUGGGAAGUAUUCUCGGUGAAUUACUCGGUUCUCGACCACUUUUCCAAGGUAAAGACCGUGUAAAUCAACUGGAUAAGAUUAUUGAAGUCAUUGGCACACCAUCCGAUGAGGAUAUCAGUGCAGUGGGUUCACAAGCCGCACAGAAGUAUUUAAAGAAGAAAUCCUAUCGUCCACCACCAGAUUGGCGUACUAGAUAUCCCAACGCAUCAGAGAAUGCACUUGAUCUUCUUAAGCGAAUGCUUGUCUUUCAUCCAGAUAAGCGUAUUACCGUAGAUGAUGCCCUUCGACACCCCUUCUUGGAGGAUUUAUAUGAUGAACGGGAUGAACAUUUAAAUGUGCCACUCUUCAGUUUUGAUGAACAAGAACAGCGAACAGUGCAAGAUGUAAGGCGUGCGGUGUAUGAAGAAAGUGUAAAGUUUCAUAAAGAACAUCCAGAGACAGCUCCACGUUCAAAUAAACGACCAGAACAAAAAUCCCAACAAAGUAAUAAUAGUGGUUCUGGACUUCCAUCAAUGGAUGUCACCGGUGAGGGCCGUUCAGCACAGCAGACUAUUGAAAAGGAUGAAUCCAAGGAGGCGAGUAAUGGUCGAUUUGACGCUUUGGUAGAUACUCCAGACUCUCGGUAG
Messenger RNA from Trypanosoma theileri, 1260 nucleotides. RefSeq names its product mitogen activated protein kinase. Gene Ontology annotation, molecular function: MAP kinase activity; ATP binding. The coding region runs from base 1 to 1260 and encodes 419 amino acids. The transcript has a single exon. The record is from RefSeq and is a predicted model, not a curated record. Gene Ontology annotation, cellular component: nucleus; cytoplasm. Gene Ontology annotation, biological process: protein phosphorylation; intracellular signal transduction. Lineage: Eukaryota; Euglenozoa; Kinetoplastea; Trypanosomatida; Trypanosomatidae.